AUGGCCACCAGUCCCCUGGGAGCUCUUCUGGGCAAAAGCAGUGCCCCAGCCUCAACUCAAGGCCUCUGGGCAUUGGCCCAGAAUGGACCCAUCAUCUAUUCUAGUGAAGGAGGGGAGAGUGGUAGUCGGCCAGUUGGCUCCCAGAAUUUUACACUCAGUAGGGCGGCCCAGGAGGUAACGGGGAGGCGGGAGAGCCGGGGAGAGCGGGAAGGCUGGCGGCUGGCUCACACGGAAACUCAGGCUCCUGCCAAGAGGUCUCUAUUUUGGCGAUCCAGUUCUCCAAGUCAUAGGUCUGCGUGCGCGUGUGUGCGUGUGACCCUAAAGCCCCAGCCCCAGAAGCCCCGGGGGCAGUCGGAUCAAUGUAGCAGCUCCACCGCGGUCUGCCCCACCUCCUCUGCCCUCGGGCGUAAAGCUCCUGGGGGCUCGCUGUCACGAUCGGCGGGUCACGGAACCCCGGCUGCCGGGCGGGGGCAAGAGGAAACGGGGGCCCCCACCCCGACUCCCCGACUCGGGGAAUCCAUUCCACUUCCAUCCCGGGAUCGGGAGCCCGGGUUCUCCAUCACACGCGCGGCGGGGCGACGCCAGGGCGGCUCGCGACACGCCGCGACUCUUCCUCCCUUCCCUGGGCCCCCAGCCCCACGCCGGGGCCCCGGCGCUGUCGAUCCCGCCCUCAGGCAAACUUUUCCAGGUCCCCGAAGGCUCGAAGAACCGGCGCCAUCGACGUACCUGAGGCCGAGUGGCUCGCGGGCCCUGCUCGGUCGCCGGGCCGGGGUCGGUCUCCGUAGUCCCCUGCCCGCUCCGGGGGCCGAGACGCGGGUCCCCAGCCCCGCCAGCCCGUCCUCUCCCCUCGGAAGCCCGGCCCGGCGAGUGGCGCCGGGAACUCGGCGCCGGCGAAAGGAGAAGUGGAAGUUGAGCACGGCGCCCGGUCCGUCCCCGCGGCCGCCAGGGCCGCCGUCCCCCGCCCUCCUCCCCGCCCGCCCUUCCUCCCCGCCCGCUUGCCCUCGCCACCCCGCGCCCGUGACUCACCUCGGCGCCGGGGCAGGCUGGUCCGGGCGGGCAAGGCGCAGGGCUCUCCCACACGUCGCGCCGCCUACGGCAAGUUGGAGGUAGAGAUGCAAAUACCAGCUCUCAGGAGAAAGUAUGGCAUGGCCAAGGCUGAAGUUGCUCAGCACUAGUGGUGGAUUCCUCCCGUGAGUGAAUGUGCUUGGAACUAAGGCUGAAGCCUCAAGGCAGCACGCAAGGAGAGGCUUUCCUUUGGGAAGGGCAGGAAGAGAGGUCAGCACUGCCAACCAGCUCAUGGUGACUGGCCCUAAUGCCUGCCAGCGCCCUGCAGCCCACGGCUCCUGGGAAUCCCAUAAGUUCCCACCUUCCCCAGCUGCUCAGAACUAACCACAGCCCCAUGAUCUGUGAGUUGCAGCCAAAGCAAGCCCCAACCCCCAUGAUGAAAAAGGCUGACCUUGCCUUGGGGAGCCGUGGGCCACAUGAAUGACCUUCCUGGCUGCCUUUCUCCUUCCCCACCCGGCUAGCCGCUCUUCUACCUACUCGCCGGGUGAGCCCCAGCCAGGUGGGGCCAACCAGGCUGAGAUCACCACUCUCCCGAUGACAGCCAAGCUGCUUCUGCCAAUGGCUCAUUCCCUGACUUGGCAGGAAUUCCCCUUCUCGAGUUGCCCAUGGAUGCCCAGCCUGCACCAUGAGCAGAGCACUCUGAGCCUCUCUGCUUCCAGCCCUGUUUCCCCCAGUCUCCAACCCUGACUGGGUGGUCGCAGGUCUCAAAACUUGGGUCCUGCAAAGAACGGAGGAGCCUCUGUGUUGCCCACAGCCCAUGUGGUUCCACCUCCCUACCCGCACACUCAACUCGCCCUUUAACAGCUUUCAGAGCCCCUCUUUGUCUCCUUUUUCUUUUUUUUCCAGAGGCAAGAU
Cebus imitator (Panamanian white-faced capuchin) is the source of this 1920-nucleotide messenger RNA. RefSeq names its product translation initiation factor IF-2-like. Bases 1 to 1110 code for a protein of 369 amino acids. The record is from RefSeq and is a predicted model, not a curated record. NCBI's taxonomy places the organism in Eukaryota, Metazoa, Chordata, Mammalia, Primates, Cebidae. The transcript has 3 exons.